This is a messenger RNA of Neltuma alba, 360 nucleotides long. Its product is annotated as cell number regulator 7-like. The record is from RefSeq and is a predicted model, not a curated record. The transcript has 2 exons. Bases 1 to 360 code for a protein of 119 amino acids. Lineage: Eukaryota; Viridiplantae; Streptophyta; Magnoliopsida; Fabales; Fabaceae.
AUGAAGACGCACGCAGGUUGUGUAACAUGCUGUUUGCCAUGCAUAACGUUCGGCCAAAUAGCAGAAGUAGCGGACGAAGGACGAAGUUUGGGAAAAAACAAAGCAUGCGUAGGGCAGGGGAUGGUGUAUGGAUUGUUGAUGAUGGUGCAGUGCCAGUGGGUGUACUCGUGUAUGUACAGAGAGAAGGUGAGGGCAAAGUAUGGGCUGCCGGCUGAGCCCUGCUGCGAUUGCUGCGUCCAUUUUUGGUGCGGUAGCUGUGCGCUUUGCCAGGAACAUGCAGAGCUCAAAGCAAGAGGAAAUGAUCCUUCCCAGGGUUGGACUACCACUCGACCUCCAAACACUGUCUCCAUCUUCAGAUGA